Pongo pygmaeus (Bornean orangutan) is the source of this 5335-nucleotide messenger RNA. It is a transcript of the gene MYCBPAP, whose product is annotated as MYCBP associated protein. NCBI's taxonomy places the organism in Eukaryota, Metazoa, Chordata, Mammalia, Primates, Hominidae. The coding region runs from base 186 to 3110 and encodes 974 amino acids. The transcript has 18 exons. The record is from RefSeq and is a predicted model, not a curated record.
GCCGGCGGCGGGCGCGUGCGCGGCCCGAUGAAGAAGGAGGUUUCCAAGCAGUCUCCGCCCAAGUUGAUCGGUGGGUGCGCGCCCCCGCGCGGGGCACCGGUUGCUGUGGACGCAGUGGCGGCCGUUGGCUGGCGGGUGCGGCGCAGCCUUGGUGUCUCUGGGCCGGCGGUGCAGGGCAACGCUUCAUGGUGCCGGGCGGCACCAUGAAGUCUCUAAAGAAGGAUUCCCGCCUCAGAAUAACUCCAACCAGAUUAUUAGAGGCCUCAGAGAGCGUCAAAGAAAAGAAGCGGGCAAAGGGACCUGAACAACCCACACCCACAAUUCAGGAAGAGCCUGAACCUGUUAGCAGUGUCCUACAAGGAGAUGACAUUCUUGCCUUGGCCAUUAAGAAGGAAGACUUGAAGGAGCAACACAUUCCUCGCCUUACUGAAAAGGAAGAUAAACGUGUCAUUACCCAGAAAUUUAUCAUCCGUAAACUCAAACCCACGGAUCCUAGGAGGAAGGUCUGCCACCUUGUAGCACGUCCCGUGAAUCCUGAUGCAGCCACAAAACCUCUGGACUACUCUGGUACACCCAGUCUCAGCCCUGGCUUCACUGUCUUUCAACUCAUGGGUCCCGGUGACAGCUUCGAUGGCAGUGACCAGAUCCUGCCCCACCACAUCUUGGGGAGUCUCCAGGACUUUAAGAGAAUUGCACUUGCUCGAGGGAACACCCAGCUGGCUGAGCGGAUACCUACCUCACCCUGUCUGAUGACCCUCAUCUCUGCUGAAGGAGAGUCAAAGCAAAAAGCCCCAAAAGAAGAGAAGAGACCUCCCUGGGCCCCACCUCCUCAGCACAACUUUCUGAAAAACUGGCAGCGUAACACAGCCCUGCGGAAGAAGCAGCAGGAAGCCCUCAGCGAACACCUAAAGAAGCCAGUCAGUGAGCUGCUCAUGCACACUGGGGAGACCUACAGACGGAUCCAGGAGGAGCGGGAGCUCAUUGACUGCACACUUCCAACCCGGCGUGAUAGGAAAAGCUGGGAGAACAGUGGGUUCUGGAGUCGACUGGAAUACUUGGGAGAUGAGAUGACAGGUCUGGUCAUGACCAAGACAAAAACUCAGCGUGGCCUCAUGGAGCCCAUCACUCACAUCAGGAAGCCCCACUCCAUCCGGGUGGAGACAGGAUUACCAGCCCAGAGGGAUGCUUCGUACCGCUACACCUGGGAUCGGAGUCUGUUUCUGAUCUACCGACGCAAGGAGCUGCAGAGAAUCAUGGAAGAGCUGGAUUUCAGCCAGCAGGAUAUUGAUGGCCUGGAGGUGGUAGGCAAAGGGCGGCCCUUCUCGGCUGUUACUGUGGAAGACUACACAGUGUUUGAAAGAAGUCAGGGAAGCUCCUCUGAAGAGACAACAUACUUAGGCACACUGGCCAUUUCCUGUGAUGUCUCCAUGCCUAUUCUCGGCCCUUCUCUGCUGUUCUGUGGGAAGCCAGCUUGCUGGAUCAGAGGCAGUAAUCCACAGGACAAGAGGCAGGUUGGGAUUGCUGCUCACUUGACCUUUGAAACCCUGGAAGGUGAGAAAACCUCCUCAGAACUGAGUGUGGUCAAUAAUGGCACUGUGGCCAUUUGGUAUGACUGGCGACGGCAGCACCAGCCGGACACUUUCCAAGACCUUAAGAAGAACAGGAUGCAGCGAUUUUACUUUGACAACCGGGAAGGUGUGAUUCUGCCUGGAGAAACUAAAACCUUUACCUUCUUCUUCAAGUCUUUGACUGCUGGGAUCUUCAGGGAAUUUUGGGAGUUUCGAACCCAUCCUACUCUAUUAGGAGGUGCUAUACUGCAGGCCAAUCUCCACGCAGUCUCCCUGACCCAGGACGUUUUCGAGGAUGAGAGGAAAGUACUGGAGAGCAAGCUGACUGCCCAUGAGGCAGUCACUGUCGUUCGCGAAGUGCUGCAGGAGCUGCUGAUGGGGGUCUUGACCCCGGAGCGCACACCAUCACCUGUGGAUGCCUAUCUCACCGAGGAAGACUUGUUCCGGCACAGGAAUCCUCAGCUGCAUUACGAGCACCAAGUGGUGCAAAGCCUGCACCAACUGUGGCGCCAGUACAUGAUCCUGCCCGCCAAGGCUGAGGAGGCCAGGCCAGGGAACAAGGAGCACGUCAGCCCCAUAGCCACAGAGAAGACCUCUGUGAAUGCCGAGCUGUUACCACGCUUUAGGAGCCCCAUCUCCGAACCUCAAGUGCCCCGGCCUGAGAACGAGGCCCUCAGGGAAUCCGGGUCCCAGAAGGCCAGAGUGGGGACCAAGAGUUCUCGGCGGAAGAGCAUCAUGGAGGAGAUCCUGGUGGAGGAAAGCCCAGAUGUGGACAGCACCAAGAGCCCCUGGGAGCCGGAUGGCCUUCCCCUGCUGGAGUGGAACCUCUGCUUGGAGGACUUCAGAAAGGCAGUGAUGGUGCUCCCUGAUGAGAACCAGAGAGAGGAUGCGUUGAUGAGGCUCAACAAAGCAGCCCUGGAGCUGUGCCAGAAGCCAAGGCCAUUGCAGUCCAACCUCCUGCACCAGAUGUGUUUGCAGCUGUGGCGAGAUGUGAUUGACAGCCUGGUAGGCCAUUCCAUGUGGCUGAGGUCUCUGCUGGGCCUGCCUGAGAAGGAGACCAUCUAUUUGAAUGUGCCUGAAGAGCAAGAUCAAAAAUCACCUCCUAUCAUGGAAGUGAAGGUACCUGCGGGGAAAGCUGGGAAGGAGGAGCGGAAAGGAGCAGCCCAGGAAAAGAAGCAACUGGGGAUCAAAGACAAAGAAGACAAGAAAGGAGCCAAGCUGCUCGGGAAAGAGCAGGACCGUCCCAACAGCAAGAAGCACAAGGCAAAGGAUGACAAGAAAGUCAUAAAAUCUGCAAGUCGGGACAGGUUUUCCUUGGAAGACCCUACCCCUGACAUCAUCCUCCCUUCCCAAGAACCCAUAGACCCCCUGGUCAUGGAGAAAUACACCCAGAGGCUGCACAGUGAGGUGAAGGGAAGCGCCCAGCAGCCUUUCCCCUGCCUCCCACCUGCCUCAUUCAUUCCAUUCAGUCCGCAAACAAUAAGUGCCCACUCCAUCAUGGUGGAAGCAGAGCUGCUUCAGGAAGGGCAUCCUCAUGUGUGAGACAGGCCUCAUGAAUAAGGAAUGCACCUAGCAUGUUAGGUGAUGAGCACGAUGGGAGAGAAGAUAGACCAGGCAGGGAAUGGAGGCACAGAGGCCUCAGUGAGGUGACAACUCACAAAGAUUUGAAGGAAGGGGAAGGGUGGCCAAGUGGACGUCCAGUAAAGAGUGCUCCAGGCAUGGGGAGCAACUGCCAUAGGAGGGAGGGGCCAGAAGGGAGAGGGCGGUAGUGGGGAGCAGGUCAUAGGGGUGGGGGAUGGUUUGCAGGCUAUUGUGAAGACUUGGGAUUUUUCAGAGUGAAAUGAGAAGUCACACAAGGUUUUGAAUAGAAACGUGAUAGGGUCUCAUAGGCUUUAGAAGAUGGCUCUGGCUGCCCUUUGGAGAACAGACUCUAGGGGAACAGAGAGGAAGGAAGCCCUUCUCUUUCUUACUCCCCGUUAGGUGCAUCCCGGCAGAUGCGUUCCUUGGGAGAAUACCAUGCAGGGUGCAUUCCCAUCAACUGUAAGAGUUUUGAAGGACUAGAGAGACUUCAUCCUAAUCCGUUCUCAAGUAGCAGGUCCUUAGAAAUUCACCCAGGUUUUCCGUUUUGUUUGUUACUGUUGUUGUUUGUUUUGGAGGGGAGGUCCACAAAGCCAUUUUCAAUAUGUCAGUGUGUCUAAUGGCGACGCCUUGUCUUCCUCUUAUGUGGAUAGCUGGGGAGCUGGGAUUACAUCAUGUAUUGUGGUCACACUCUGGAUCUCAUUUGAUCAAAAGUUCCAUUUGCCACUGGUGACAUCACUAAGAUAUCGGAUGGUUGAUGGGGUCUAGAAAGUAAUUAAAGGGCUCUGAGGACCCAUGGGGGUCGACCCUUCCAUGGCUCUUUGAUAUUAAGAAUCAACUUGCAGACCAGGUGCGGUGGCUCGUGCCUGUAAUCCCAGCACUUUGGGAGGCCAAGGUGGGCAGAUUGCCUGAGCUCAGGAGUUCAAGACCAGCCUGGGCAACACGGUGAGAUCCCGUUUCUACUAAAAAUUCAAAAAAUUAGCUAGGCAUGGUGACACUCACCUGUAGUCCCAGCUACUUGGGUGGCUGAGGCACAAUAAUCGCUUGAACCCGGGAAGUGGAGGUUGCAGUGGGCCGAGAUCACGCCAUUUCACUCCAGCUUGGGUGACAAGAGUGAGACUCUUAUCCUCUUAUCUCCAAAAAAAAAAAAAAAAAAGAGAGAGAAUCAACUUGCUGGCCAGGCACCAGUGGCUCACACCUAUAAUCCUAGCACUUUGGGAGGCUGAGGCAGGUGGAUUGCUUGAGCCCAGGAGUUCGACAUCAGCCUAGACAACACAGGGAGACCCCAUCUCUACAGAAAAAAAAAAAAAAAAAAGAAUCAACUUGUCUGGGCUUGUAUGAUCCAACCCCAUUGGAGGGGUCAGUCCCAGAGACCUUUCAGUCUGUGGAUCUGUUAUGAUACAGGAAGGAAAAUUGGCCUCCAGGAGGCCAGAGUAGAACUGGGGCUGAGCCCAGGCCCACCCCAAACGGCUAAAUGGGCACCGCUCCACGGGCUCCCUAGAGUUGCCCCUUUAACAACUUAGCUCUAGUGCCUCCAUAUGUCAAAGGUACCAGCGCACGGCCACCUCCCCAGACUGGUUUGAAAAAUAAAACUGCAAAAGCAGGUGGAUUGCUUGAGCCCAGAAGUUCGAGACUAGCCUGGGCAAUGUGGCGAAACCCCAUCUCUACAAAAAAUAGAAAAAAGUAGCCAGGUGUGGUGGUGCACGCCUGUAGUCCCAGCUACUUGGGAGGCUGAGAUGGGAGAAUCACCUGAGCCAGGGAAGUCAAGGCUGCAGUGAGCCAUGAUCACACCACUGGACUCCAGCCUGGGUGACAGAGUGAGAUCCUGUCAAAAAAAAAAAAAAAAAAAAAAAUCUGCAAAAUCAAAAAUUAUUUCACAAGAACUUUGAACUUGUGAAAUUCUUUCACAAACAACUGGUUUCUUUCCCCUCUCCAGCUAUUCUCUCACAGCACAGUUGAUAUAUAGGUGCUUCCCACAGCGUAAACCCUGCCUGUGAUGUUGUCCCGUUCUUCCAGGUCCGGGGGCUGCUGGACACCCUGGUGACCGACCUGAUGGUCCUGGCUGAUGAGCUCAGCCCCAUAAAGAAUGUCGAGGAGGCUUUGCGCCUCUGCAGGUGACUCUCGGGCCCAAGCAACCUUCUGGAAAACAGGUUAAUAAAUAAAUCAACAAAGAACCUUCAAGUUUCUAC